UUUGACGUUGGAGACGCCAACAUGGCGAGCCGGAGAGGUAAUGCGAAGACUCGGGAACAGUCUGACAAAUAUUCUGUGUUGCUUCCAACCUACAAUGAACGAGAAAACCUACCAUUGAUUAUAUGGUUGCUGGUUAAAUACUUUGGCGAGAGUGGCUACAACUAUGAGAUCAUUGUCAUUGAUGAUGGCAGUCCAGACGGAACACUACAGAUCGCCGAGCAGCUGCAGAAGAUCUACGGAGCUGACAAAAUUCUCUUGAGACCGAGAGCACAAAAACUUGGUUUGGGAACAGCGUACAUCCACGGAAUUAAGCAUGCUACAGGAAACUUUGUUAUCAUUAUGGAUGCAGAUCUCUCACAUCAUCCCAAGUUUAUCCCACAAUUCAUCAAAAAACAGAAAGAGGGUGGAUAUGACCUGGUGUCUGGCACAAGGUACAGUGGAGAUGGUGGUGUGUAUGGAUGGGAUCUGCGUAGGAAGCUAAUCAGUCGAGGAGCAAACUUUAUCACACAAGUGCUACUCAGACCUGGAGCAUCUGAUCUCACAGGAAGUUUUAGGCUCUAUAAAAAGGAAGUUCUUGAAAAGCUGGUAGAGCAGUGUGUGUCAAAAGGCUAUGUUUUCCAGAUGGAGAUGAUUGUCCGUGCUAGACAACUGGGCUAUACAAUUGGGGAGGUUCCUAUUUCAUUUGUGGACCGUGUUUAUGGGGAAUCCAAAUUGGGAGGGAACGAAAUUGUCUCCUUCCUGAAAGGAUUGCUCACUCUUUUUGCCACAACAUGAACUUUGACCUAUUUUGGUUCUGUUUAUUGAUGUAUGAUCAUUGCUUCUAAUUGUUGCAAUGCAGUUGGCAUUCUUGUUCUUUUAAUAAGUUGUUUAAAUAAUGACAAAUUAAUUGUCCCAUCAUUCUUACAUUCUGGUGAUUGCAUACAAGGCUGCAGACAAAUGGCAGAUGCUUUUGUGUAGAUCAAUAUGCUUUGACCACGUAAUAUUCUUAUUAGUCUGGGUGUCUGCAACAUUUUCAGAAUUUAAUAAAAAGGACCAAAUUAAGUUUUCUUAUUUUUUUUUUUUUUAUAAAAUGUAAUUCUAAUCAAGAAAGCAGACAACUAACACCAUUUCCCCCUUUUUUGUUUUGGAGAAGUGAUUGAACUUCAUUCAUAUCUAACAAGAUAAUCAGCAUUUUUUUUUUAAAGGCUCAAACCCCUCUAGAAAUAUGUUGUACCUUUAUGAGUGGCUAUAGAGAUGCUAUGUAUGAAAUAAACAUUUCA
Messenger RNA from Xyrauchen texanus (razorback sucker), 1259 nucleotides. It is a transcript of the gene dpm1, whose product is annotated as dolichyl-phosphate mannosyltransferase subunit 1, catalytic. Gene Ontology annotation, molecular function: dolichyl-phosphate beta-D-mannosyltransferase activity. The coding region runs from base 22 to 774 and encodes 250 amino acids. Lineage: Eukaryota; Metazoa; Chordata; Actinopteri; Cypriniformes; Catostomidae. The transcript has 9 exons. Gene Ontology annotation, biological process: protein O-linked glycosylation via mannose; GPI anchor biosynthetic process. The record is from RefSeq and is a predicted model, not a curated record. Gene Ontology annotation, cellular component: endoplasmic reticulum membrane.